This is a messenger RNA of Ambispora leptoticha, 876 nucleotides long. The record is from the annotation of a GenBank genome assembly. NCBI's taxonomy places the organism in Eukaryota, Fungi, Glomeromycota, Glomeromycetes, Archaeosporales, Ambisporaceae.
GCAAUCAAAAUUCCUACUGUAGCUUACUGCAUUGUCUUAACUGGUAUCAUAACAAAAGCUCAAAGUGGUAUUGGAGAUGGGAAUGAUAAUGGUGAUGAGAAGGUCGAAUUCUUUUUGUGUUCUCUUACGCCUACACCUUUACCUAUCAACUACCCAUCAUUAUCCCGCGAUGACCUAGUUGGACCUAUCGAGAAAUUAAUUGGGCAAAUCAAGUGGGUUUUUGAUCAGCAAAAUCAUGAUAAGCGGGAUGCUCAACUACUGAAAGUGAGCCUCCAGCCGGCUUCUUUCGAAGAUGUUAUUCCCUCCUUAAAAGGCUCUGCUCCGGCAGAAUAUCUUCUUCCGGAAAUCAAUCGCCAUAAAGUUGGAAACCCAGAUUUUCAAAUUGACAAGCUCGAUAAGGUUUCGAAUCGAGUCAAAACGUUCAUAGAUAAAAUGCGUGACGUUGUGAAGAAUGAAAAGGUAGCAACAGGUACAGACGAAUCUAAAACUGACACAUUGGUGGAUGAUCUGCUUCGUAUCGCCGACUUGAAUGUCUGGCCCUUAAAAAUACUAAUAAUCAUUAAAGAAAAGCCCUAUGUUUCAGCAGACCUCGAAUUUGUGGUUGCUAAUCGAAAAUUAAAUAUGGUGGCUGUAGAGUGGUUUUGGAGAAACACAAAUAUUAUUGCUGGUGGAGAUGAGAAUAUACGUGCCACCGAUAAUGAGGAACCUAUUGAUGAGACCAUAUUUGCUAUGCGCGUUCUUUCAACGUACGUGACAUUUUACAAGGCAGAGACCCUGCAAAAUGUUGGGCCGGACUUAGUCGUGGUUUACCAAAAACGGAAGUUAUUGUUAAGAGAUGGACAGGAGAAAAUGCUAAGCGGAAAGGUCUGGAUUUAG